AUGAUGAACAUGAUGGAGGCGACGGACGCAGAUCCUGACGCAGAGCUCGCGCCCAGGGGCGUCAAAGUGCCGCUCUGGUCGGGUGCAGCAUACUCCAACGCUAUUAGCAAGUCCAUGCGAGCCAUGAUGACGAGUAGCAGACUACGAGCUGGCAGACAACAAACUGUUGCCAGCUCUGACCCGGGUGCGGAUCUUUUCACCGAUGCGGUGGCUCGGAAGGAUAAGGAGAAAAUGCUGGAUGCGCUGGCGAAAGACCCCAGUGUACUGCGACGAAGUGACACUAACGGACGAACGCCAUUGCAUAUUCUUUGUGACAAUUCAUGUGUGACGGUGCAAGCGCUUGGGGUAUUCGCAAAAUCACUCGGAGCUCUUUCGCUCAUGCAAGACAACAGUGAAGAUCUGCCACUUCAUUGCUUGUGUCGCAAUUCAUCGUGCGAAAUUGGCUUAAUUAAGAAGCUGGUCUCUGACGUUUCUGUCUACACGACAUUGAACAAGGAAGGACAAACCCCACUGCAUUGUUUGGUGACUGCUGAUGGUCCUCUAAAUAAGACCGUACUUCAGUAUCUGAUUGAGUCUUUCCCUUCCACUGCAUUAAUGAGGGACUUGAAUGGGGACUUGCCUCUUCACAUUUUGUGUCAGAACGAAAGUGUUACGUGUGAAUUACUCCAUCUGGCACUUGAGACAUACCCCGAAGGCAUACACGCUCUUGCAAAGCUGGCCAAGUGCAGCGCUGGUGGCAGACCGGCAUCCUAUCGCCACCGAUACGAGUUCCUGAAUGUCAAUGGAGAGUGCGUCUGCUUUACUCAAGGUGGUGAGCUGGUGUAUGCCCAAACCAAUGUGGCUAUGGACUCCAACACGGGCACCAAUGUGCUCGUAAACUUCUACUCAUUGGAAGCCUCUGUCGAGCAUGAACAAAAGCUGAUUUGUCGACUGAAAACAGCGACGCUGCAAAAUGUUGGACAGUUUGACGAUCGGGGGCUUUGUCUGUACAAUAUGAGCACCAGCCGAGAGCUCUACCAGGAACGCCCAAUUGGUUUCCGAGCCAUUGCUUUAAAUUCGUGCCCACCAGAAGCCGCCAAAGCUUUUGUUGCUAAGGAGGAGUUUUCACCGACUCAAGCCUCGGAUAUGUGGCAAUUUGGCUGCCUUGUGUACCACGUCAAAGACGGAUCUCAAUUACCUCCAUUUACAACAAUUGAAGCGUCAUCACACACCUUCGUUGGAAAAGCGCUACAACAGAAGACUGAGGCUGCUCUCGCUGAUGGAUCAAAGGGGUCGCGAUCCGAGAAGCACGCCCAAGAGCAACUUGAGUUUAUGAAGAAGGAACACUCAUUGCUGCGUCACACGCUUCUGUCAACAAAGUCUCAGCUUCGAGACACUGAUCAGGAUCGAACCGACUUGCAAUUGAAGAUGGAGGAGCUGCGAGCUCAGAUGACGAACGAGGUGCAGCAAAGGAAGGAGGCUCAACUCGAAGCGCAGUUGUUGGCUCGCAACCACCAAUCCAUGACACUUCAACUCCAUACAACGGUGCAGAUGCUGCUCAAUCUCGUCCCUUUAUCUCGCAAGGUGUAUGGGGCUGCAGCGGACGAUUUCUUGUCGAAUGCGCUCGCACGUGCCACAGGAGACACUUCUUCGCCCUCUGUCGUAUCAGACCCAGUGAAUCUCGGACAGAAAAGUGGCCCGGUGCAGCUUCUAAAGACCCAGUUGCAGCAUUCCGUGCUGGCACACGGAUGCGUCCAAAAGUGGGCCAACAGCACUCCGUCCAGCGCCUUGGCAGCGACCGAGUUCGCCUCUUUCGAUGCAACAAGCAGCACCAAUACUCCACCAAACAGUGAUCCCAACGACAAAGAAAAGGAACCUAGUAGUCAUACGGAAGACCCAGACAGCUCUGCUGCAGCUGGCGAGAAGAGUCGCUACCAGGAAAUCCUCGAGAUCACGCUCUGCUAUGGAGUGCAAUGUCUAGCACAUACGUUCUCGCUCAAAGGCAUCAGCUGCAACGAGCUGCGCGCGAUCACAAGCUAUGACACAGCCAAAACCCGGGACUUCUACGUGCGCAAUGCGUCUCAGCCCAUUGAAAAGGAAACUGGUACCUUGCAGCGCUUACCAAUGGAAGUGCGGACGAAACCGUCGCACUCAUGGCGAGAUGGAGAAGAAGAGAUACUAGACUUUCCAGAUCCGUUGGCAGUAACUGAGGCAAAGGAGAAGACGGUGAAAUACUCCGAGACAGGAACAGCAACCGGUGGCAGCGCGUUAUAUUCGCUGCCACCACCAUUCGAUGAAAUUGACUUCCACACGCAAUUAUUGGGCAAGCAGUUCGUGGACCUGGCGUGGAAACUUUACACAGGGAGAGAAGGAGCGCAGAUUAAUACGAGGCAAGAACUGGAGGAAAAAUUUAUUUCUGUUGACCAGAGGAAGGUACCUACAGCGAUUCCAGCGUUAGCGUUGCCUGUGACGUCUUUUGCUGAGUUUUUGGCUGCCUAUAUCGCGGAAUGCGUACGGCGAUCGCAUCGAACGGGACAUGCUGGGGAUGAGGACAAAGGUGGCAGUGAUGAAGCGUUGGCUGUGAACGAGAAGGAGAGCAUUUAUGGCCUUAAGGCUUCAGUGUCGGAACCUCGAAGGCGAAGUGUUAGCACCCCGCGUGCUGCAAUGGGCAACACGAAGUCACAGGGUCCUUCACGCAUGGACGCAGAGAGGAAGCAGCGACCUUUGCACCCACAACCUCAGCAGCGACAGAUGCCGCGUUCGCUUCAGCAUGUACAAUCUAAGAUCCAACCUGAGCUGGAAGCUAGACGCCAAAAGGUUCUGCGAGUGAAGAAGACACAAUCGCAAAGAAUGGCAGAGACCUUGGCAAGAGCUCGGUUGGCUGAGUACGAUGCGCGACGAGAGCUACAGGAUGUUCGUGAGAGGCGACUUGGCCCCAAGAAGAUGCCUAUCAGUGAAAUUACAAAAGGUGCUGCUGCGUUGGAAAUUGUGGACGACUUCAUGAAGAGUCCUCUAAUGGACAAGUUUGGUCGUGAAAACCAGCCAAACUCUGAAUCCGACCAGCAUUUAGCGCAGAAGGACCCACUGAAAGUGGAACUGUACGGAACAGCAGCAUUAGACAGCUCUUUUUUAGGAUGCAAGCCCGCACCUGAAACUCGACGUCGAUCCGAGAGUCGACUAAAGCAACCGAGGCGAAACUACAAUGGCUGGCUAGGUGACUAUGGUCCACUUCACACAAAGACUGUUCGGCCUGAGUGGGAUGAAACUGAAGAUGAUGCUCCAGAUCCUGAACCGCGCGCCAAAGGAUCCAAGUUCGAGUGGAAUUUCAAACACCUUCCUGGUGGACGCCACGAGACUGUAGACCGACCGACGAACAAUAACAAGACGACCUUCGAGAGUUACGAUGGCGUUAGGCGGAGACAUGACGACUUCGACGACGGCCUAAGUGAUGGACCGAGUGCAAACUCCGACCCUGUAUUCCGAUGGCUUAAAGAUGCCGUUUGA
Phytophthora infestans T30-4 is the source of this 3483-nucleotide messenger RNA. RefSeq lists its product as uncharacterized. NCBI's taxonomy places the organism in Eukaryota, Oomycota, Peronosporomycetes, Peronosporales, Peronosporaceae. Gene Ontology annotation, molecular function: protein binding. The record is from RefSeq and is a predicted model, not a curated record. The transcript has 15 exons. Bases 1 to 3483 code for a protein of 1160 amino acids.